UCUAUUAAUCCACACAGACUGUCGAAAACAGACAGCCGUUCACAAAUCAGCCUAGCGAUUCGGGUCGAAAAGCUAGAAAACCACCGAAAAAAUGUUUCAAACCGCUGGUUACAUUUUGCUGCUAGUUUUGUGGAAGGACAUGGUAUUUUCCAAGGCUGAGCCCCACAACAAACAACUGACCAUAUUUGUGGAAGCCGGGCGCCAGGACUGCUUUUAUCAUCCGAUUGCCGCCUCUGAGAACAUUAAAAUCGAUUAUCAGGUGAUACACGGAGGUCUCGGCGAAACUCAUAUCAAUUUUAACUUUAUGGAUCCAAGUCGACGCUUUCUGAUCAAUGAAAUCAAACAAGGAAAGGGAAAUCACAAAGUGGUGGCCAAUGAAAAUGGCUCUUAUAAAAUCUGUUUCGAUAAUACCAUAAGCACAUUCAACCAGAAAAUAGUGUCCUUUACACUUGAAGUUACUCCUGCGGAUCGAGAGGAGCAGGAACUUCGAGCUCUGCGCCAUGAAAUGAUGACCGAUUACCACUUCGAUGUGGCCUAUACUGGAAUAGAUAAUUAUUUGGGCAAGAUUCAGGUGAACCUCAUGAGAUCGCGACAAACUCAGGAUUUUAUUCGAGCCAUCGAAGCUAGAGAUCGCAACGUGGCCGAAUCCACGUAUGCCAUGGUUAAUAACUGGUCUUGGGCUCAGUUUUUGUCCAUGAUAUUUGUUGGCUUGCUGCAGGUUCUGAUGGUGAGAAGUAUCUUCCAUACACAUGGAACCUUUUACAAGUUCUGGAAAAGCUUUUAAACUACUUUGCUCUUGAAUGUAAAAAAAAAAUAAUAUUUGUGAAAUAAAAGAUAUACAAAAACAUCAAA
Messenger RNA from Drosophila ficusphila, 852 nucleotides. RefSeq names its product transmembrane emp24 domain-containing protein 1. The coding region runs from base 92 to 784 and encodes 230 amino acids. Gene Ontology annotation, cellular component: COPII-coated ER to Golgi transport vesicle; endoplasmic reticulum-Golgi intermediate compartment; Golgi apparatus. The transcript has a single exon. The record is from RefSeq and is a predicted model, not a curated record. Gene Ontology annotation, biological process: Golgi organization; endoplasmic reticulum to Golgi vesicle-mediated transport; intracellular protein transport. Lineage: Eukaryota; Metazoa; Arthropoda; Insecta; Diptera; Drosophilidae.